This is a messenger RNA of Dermacentor andersoni, 2770 nucleotides long. RefSeq lists its product as uncharacterized. The record is from RefSeq and is a predicted model, not a curated record. NCBI's taxonomy places the organism in Eukaryota, Metazoa, Arthropoda, Arachnida, Ixodida, Ixodidae.
CGCGCGAUCAGAGUAUACUGUAACCACUGUACUUCGUACAGAAGCUUCAGAAGCGACUGCGAACCGCAGGGGCUUCCGUGCUGUCGCCAUAGCGGUCUGCUUCAGAUGAGUUGUGCGUGCACGUGCGUGGAAAGUGGUGAUUCAAGUUAAACCGAGCGAACGUCGGAGCCAUGGCUUGUGCCGCAGAGAAAGACCAAGGCGCCACACUUACCGGUUUCGCCAGAAUCCUCGCUAAUACGGAUGCUGGUGUUUUCGGCAGCGCGGACGAUGUCCUCGCCAUCUUCAAUACGACCGACGAGGAGUUCUGCAACGGCAGCACCACAUGUCUCAGUGCCGUCUGCACAUUCGAAGAAAAGUCUUCGUGUUGGGCGGUCGAUCGUCAAGUAGUUUGGAACAGGUUGUUCAACCCUCGCGGCGUUGAGAUGAUCCAGCUGCAGAAAGGAAGGCUUCACUUUCGUACUUUGAACGUCAAUCCAGAGGACUUGAUCACGAUUGGUGAGGUCAAGUUCCUCUGUUUGUACCUAUGGCUUCUGCGACAGCAUCGAUGCAUCUCAGGAGUCGUCCUGUCCAUUCCCGUUCUGGCACCGAGGCAUGCGGGUCUGUUCGUGUCACUGCUGAGGCUCACGAAAUACGUGCAAAAGUGUGAGAUAGACGGUAGCGAUGCAUUAAAAGGACAAUUUCUCGCAAAGGAUGCACUGAGGGCAAGCACUCUAGACUACUUGUGUCUACUGAGGGAGCUGGGACUGUCUGCGGUCCAUAUGAUCAAUAAUGACGUCACUAUCCUGGCCCGUCUUGUGGAACGAAACAAGUUCCUCAUCGCCCUCAUCUUGAUCGACGUAGAGAUGAGCGUGCAGGCCUUCGCCCACCUCGUCGCCAAGGUGGUGCAGCACAAGAAACUGGAGGACUUGCGCAUUAAGACGACCGCAAUGGAACCCGAGCCAUUGUUCCACAAAGCGCUGGGUCUAAUCGGCCAGUCGCGCACCAUUUCGAGGCUGUACAUCCACGUCGACCGCGGCUUGUCAAGCCUGCUGCAGGGUCUUCUCGAAAACUCGUCCUUGAGAGAGCUAACCCUGGAGCCGACGGUCAACGACGCGAAAGUGAUGUGCGCGCUGGCCGACUUUCUGGAGAAACGGGAGUCUUGCAAUCACUUGAAAGCCUGCCUCAAUACCAGCCAGUUUCCGACUGCAUCUGGCGCGCUUGACGACCUGCAACGGAUUGUCGGCAAGAGUUCGCUGCGCGCCUUGGUGCUUUCGGGAUCAACGCUGUCGCCUCUGGCGGCCCGUCGGCUCGCCGACGGAUUGGCGGUGAGCAAAACGCUGAAGGAGCUGCAUGUGGACGACUGCCAGCUCGCGUGCGUCGACGUCCUGCCCUUCGUGGUGGCCAUCAAACGGUGCGCGGCAUUCGGACAAUUCGAAGAACUCAACGUGGGCACGGUGCUCGGCAAAGAGGACGAGCAGCGCGAGCUAAUGGGGAACAUAGUAAAGUCGGGCGUCAGCGACAAGAUCACGCUCGUCUAUAACGACUGCCUUGUGGCGCCAUUGCGGGAUGCGCUGGAAAUGAGCAUAAAGCUUGUAAAAUUUUCUCUCUCCCAUGGCGUAAAUACGGAGACUGAGCCUCUUCUGUAUGUGCUGAGAAAGACGGUGAAGACACUGAGGAGCCUGUGCAUCGACACUAUUCGAGUACUCAGUAGCCUGGGUGGCCUGUACCUAGCGCACCUCAUCCGGAAAGGCGACUCGCUCCGGGUUGUCCGACUGCGUUGCCGCACCGAGCCGAGAGCGUCGGACCUUAUCCUCAAGGCUCUAACGAGGUCCAGGAGCGUGGCUCUUCUAACAAUCGAGCGCUGGUACCUUUCCGAGAGCGUAGGGUCUGCCUUCGCCGACAUGCUGUGCCAGAACCGCAGCCUGAACCGCCUCGAGGUCUACUGGGACGACGCCGACGCUUACGAGCUUCUCAAGGACCACUUGGUGAGGGGUCUCAAGGUCAACGCGUCCGUGUCGGUUGUGAAGAUGUACCAGGGCCAGCAGCGUGACGAGGUGGCAGUAUGGGACUUCGGCAUGUUGGAGUGCUUCCGCAGGAACACGAUGAUACUGGCUUGGGUCACAGACGUCAUCCUGAGGGACGGAAUGUGUCUUGAGGCUGCCGCUGUCGCUGACUUUUUCGACGUUUGCGAUGCGCCUCUAGAUCUGUUACAGCGGACAGCCGAUUUCUCGCCACGUACGGCUACGAAUCGCAUACGCUUGGCUCGCAUGGCGACGAGGACGCAGUACUAUGCCUUGCUUUCGGCGUUUGGCGAUCGGGUCGAGUUUAAUUUAACGCCUCUCGGACGGGAGCUCUUUCAGAAUAUGCUUUAUUCUAUGCGUGACGUCGUGUCGAGCGCCACGGGUAUCUCAGAGCCGCACUUUAUGGAUAGUACAAGCUUACAAUGGGUUUGAGAGGGUUGCAACAUUUUUUGUUGUUGUUGAAAGCAGUGGCUGAAUUCUAUAGUAAACUUUAAAAAAAUUUCCCAGGUUUUCCAGCACUACGAUGUUGCUUGCCAUUUCGAUUUCGACAACUACUUAGUGCAUUUUUGUAUACAACUCCGUAUCACCUCGGAUAUUUCGUAGAAUUAUAUGUACGUGUAUACUCGGACUUGUCAAGUUUUCGGCGUAGAAGUGGUAGCAAAAGAGAAUGUGAAGUUUAGUGCUGCUAUUUCGCCUUUACAGUGACGUCGAACAUGCCUCCCGAGAUAACAUGACCGCGUCAUCCAAUAAACGUCUUUUUACUUGUCUGA